Zootermopsis nevadensis is the source of this 3042-nucleotide messenger RNA. The record is from RefSeq and is a predicted model, not a curated record. Lineage: Eukaryota; Metazoa; Arthropoda; Insecta; Blattodea; Termopsidae.
UCCAUUGAGAAUGAAUCGUUAAAACACGCUUUCGUUUUUCUUUGUUCCUGUGGUAACCCGUUAAAGGAAGUGGGGGAAGCUGACAGUCAUUUUUUGGUAUAGCGUCGCGUAGCCAGGUAGCAAUUGAUCAUUAUCCGAAGUGUUCUUUAUUGUGCGUAAACAUUUAGUUGGUAUUAAAAUUGGAACAACUUUUUGUUUUGUUUUUAACGCUUUGACGUUAAACCCCACCUCGAUUGUUAUACAAUGUAUAUUUGUAUGAGAAAUAGUAUUGUGUUUUAUAGUGUUAUUUCAUGUUAAACAAGUUCAGGCCUAUGAAAGAUCAAUGGAGCUUAAAUAAAGGCAGUUCUAUUGUAAAAGUAAAUGGCACAGAGAGUUAUCAUUAUCAUUAUUAAUAGAGAUGAUAUGAAAAUUCAAUCAUGAAACAAUACAAGGUCUCGGUAACAAGAGACAAGGACAGAUAUUCCAAGAUACAUAUAGGUGUUAUUUAUGUGAAGCUGAAUUCCUACCUAACCCACAAACCAUUAUGGGUGAUGAACAAGUUUCAUAUCUUAAAAACAUUCUGCAGUCUAUUGCAACACGAGUGCCAAAAAUUAUAUUGCACAGAGCUGAAGAAAUAUUUACAUCUCUGAACGGGACCUUGCAGAAAAUUGAUAAAAUUGAGGUAGAAAAUGAUGUGGAUGUUCUGAGUGAAGAAGAUUCCGUUGGAUUGAGAAAUGAUGAGGUUUACACACCAUCAACUUUUGCCAUUAUAAAGGAAGAAUGGAAGAACCCUAUGGAUUUGGUGGAAGAUGAACCUCAUUCAGACAGUGACACUUGUCAGGAUGGAAAUGAGGUCAUCAGUGUAAAAGCUGAGGAUAUCUCAGAUAUAAAAAUUGAGGAACAUCAUGUGCUAAUACCAUUUCCAGAUAUAAACGAUGAACAGGGGAUUCAUGUGCGAGAACACCAACUUUCACAUGGUGAGGGGCAUCCAUAUUACUGUGAUAUGUGCAAUAAAUCAUUCAAUCGAAGAUGCCAGCUGAAGAUUCACCAAUGCAUACACAGUGGGGAGCGUCCAUAUGUUUGUGAUGUGUGCAAUAAAUCAUUCAAUCAAAGAAGUGACCUGAAGAAACAUCAACACAUACACAGUGGGGAGCAUCCAUAUGCAUGUGAUGUAUGCAAUAAAUCAUUCAAUCAAAGCAGCACCCUGAAGAUUCAUCAGCGCAUACACAGUGAGGAGCGUCCAUAUGCUUGUGAUGUGUGCAAUAAGUUAUUCAAUCAAAGAAGGGACCUGAAGAUUCAUAAAUGCAUACACAGUGAGGAGCGUCCAUAUGCUUGUGAUGUGUGCAAUAAAUCAUUCAAUCAAAGAAGUGACCUGAAGAAACAUCAACACAUACACAGUGGGGAGCGUCCAUAUGCUUGUGAUGUGUGCAAUAAAUCAUUCAAUCAAAGAAGUGACCUGAAGAAACAUCAACACAUACACAGUGGGGAGCGUCCAUAUGCUUGUGAUGUGUGCAAUAAAUCAUUCAAUCAAAGAAGUGACCUGAAGAAACAUCAACACAUACACAGUGGGGAGCAUCCAUAUGCAUGUGAUGUAUGCAAUAAAUCAUUCAAUCAAAGCAGCACCCUGAAGAUUCAUCAGCGCAUACACAGUGAGGAGCGUCCAUAUGCUUGUGAUGUGUGCAAUAAAUCAUUCAAUCAAAGCAUCAACUUGAAUAUUCAUCAACGCAUACACAGUGGGGAGCGUCCAUAUGCUUGUGAUGUGUGUAAUAAAUCAUUCAAUCGAAGAGGCAACCUGAAUACUCAUCAACGCAUACACAGUGGGGAGCGUCCAUAUGCUUGUGAUGUGUGUAAUAAAUCAUUCAAUCGAAGAGGCAACCUGAAUACUCAUCAACGCAUACACAGUGGGUAACAUCCAAAUGCAUGUGAUGUGUGCAAUAAAUCAUUCCAUCAAAGAAGCGUCCUGAUUAUUCAUCAACACAUACACAGUGUUGAGCAUCCAAGUGCCUGUGAUGUGUGCAAUAAAUUAUUCAAUCAAAGCAGCAACCUGAAGAUUUAUCAACGCAUACACAGUGGGGAGCACCCAUAUGGCUGUGACGUGUGCAAUAAAUCAUUCAAAGAGCCGACCUGAAGAUUCAUCAAUGCAUACACAGUGGGGAGUGUCCAUAUGCCUGUGAUGUGUGCAAUAAAUCAUUCAGUCGAAGAAUCAACCUGAAUAGUCAUCAACGCAUACACAGUGGAUAGCAUCCAAAUGCCUGUGAUGUGUGCAAUAAAUCAUUCAAUCAGAGAAGGGACCUGAAGAUUCGUCAACGCAUACAUAUUGGGGAGCGUCCAUAUAGCUGUGAUAUGUGCAAUAAAUCAUUCAGUCUGAAUAGCAGUGUAAAGAGACAAAGCUUAUACACAGUGGGGAGCAUCCAAAUGUCUGUAAUGUGUGCAAUAAAUCAUUCAAUCAAAGAAGCAACCUGAAGAUUUAUCAAAACAUACACAAUGGGUAGCAUCCAAAUGCCUGUUUUUUGUAUAAAAUGUCUCCUGAAGGUACAUGAAUAUAUAAAGAGUGGAUCAUUUGAUAUUAAUGCGAGGUAUGUAAUUAAUCAUUCAUGCAGAGGAGUUAAUUGAAGAGACAUCAAAUCAUUUUUGUGGAUUGCAUGUAGAUUAAGACAAAGUUGUAAAAGCAAACAUCUUUAAGGAUGUGAAUGCAGCAUACUUUUGUGUUAUGUGGAAAAAUAUUUGUGAUCUUCAGUUAUAUAAAUGGUUAUUAUGUAUUAUUCAGUCAAAUUUUUUCUGAAUCAUUGCUGAAUAAUACUAGCAUUCGCUUUGAUUACAGCUCUAACCCAUCUUUUCAAUUGGUUGACAGCUGAUCUUGUGAAACAAGAGGUCACACUUAAAGUUAGGUCUAGAAAAAGGAAUUGAAAAAUGUGUGGCAUCACAUAUCAGAAAGUUAGUCAGUUAGCCAUUGACCAGUCAAAUAGACAGGUUUGAGCCUGAACCCAACACAUUGUGUUCCUAAUCACCAUUAUUUCUUAUUAAAUGUGGUCAAAUGACAAAAUAAAUACUUUCAACAUGCAA